AUGGAUGACAAAGAAGCAGAUAAAUCAUGGAACGAUAUUGAUUCCGGUGAGGCGAUCGUUAUUUCUGGUAUUGCUGGUAGAUUUCCUCAUUCAGAUAACAUGGAUCAAUUACGAGAAAAUUUAUUCAAUAAAGUUGAUCUUGUAAGUGCAGACCAUAACCGAUGGAAAAUAGCUAUGGAGCAUGCAGAAUUCCCAAAACGUAUGGGAACUGUCAAUAAUAUAGAAAAAUUUGAUGCGGAUUUUUUUGGAAUAUCUUUUGAGCAAGCACAAGCAUUCACACCCGAAACGAGACUGUUAUUAGAACAUUCUUACGAAGCAAUCAUCGAUGCGGGAAUCAAUCCGAAGCAAUUAAAAGGAAAAAAUACUGCUGUAAUUAUAGGAUCAUCUCUAAUUGAAGCACAAAUAACAUUGUUUAAAGAUACUCAGUUAAGCGGACAGAAUGUUCUCGGAUUGAAUAAAUCUACGAUGGCAAAUAUUAUUUCACACUACUUUGAUCUAAAAGGACCAUCUUAUACUAUCGAUACAGCAUGCAGUUCUAGUCUUUACGCCAUAGCCCGUGGUUACUAUUAUAUUAUGUCAGGAAAAUGCGAAGAUGCGAUAAUUGGAACUGCAAAUUUAUGUUUUCAUCCUCUUAUAAACCUGCAAUUCGCUCGGCUUGGUGUCUUGUCACCCGACGGUUAUUGUAGACCAUUUGAUAGCGCUGCUAACGGUUAUGCACGUAGCGAAACGAUCGCAGUGGUAUACCUUCAAAAAGCAAAAAAUGCUAAGAGGAUUUAUGCCAUAUAUCCAUAUAUUAAAUUGAAUAGUGAUGGUUACAAAUCAGAAGGCAUAACAUAUCCUUCAUCACAAAUGCAAUAUACCUUACUAAAGGAAUUUUACGAAGAAUGCAAAAUACCAGUAUCUUGUUUGGAUUAUGUCGAAGCACAUGGUACCGCUACCAUAGCUGGCGAUCCUCCAGAAAUUAAUGCUAUCUAUAAUGUUCUGUGUAAAAAUAGAGAAACUCCAUUAAUUAUCGGCUCUGUAAAAUCCAAUCUUGGGCAUACUGAACCUGCGAGUGGUUUUAAUCAAAUCGCUAAGGUAAUAAUAGCAUUUGAAACUGGCCUUGUUCCACCAAAUAUCAAUUAUACAUUGCCGAGGAAAGAUAUAGAUGCUUUGAUAAAUGGAACUGUUCAAGUCAUCCAAGAACCAAUGCCACUUCAAAAUGGUUACAUAGGAAUUAAUAAUUUUGGUUUUGGGGGAUCGAACGCUCAUAUGUUAUUAAAGUGGAAUCGUAAACAGAAAGUUAAUAAUGGAGCACCGAAUGAUGACUUACCUAGACUUGUAAUAUUAUCUGGAUGCACUGAAGAAUCAGUGAAGUUGUUUUUAAACGAAAUUGCAGAUCGUCCGAUAGACGUAGAGUAUAUUCGUUUAUUACAUGAUAUCUAUGCAGACAAUAUAGACGGUCACCAAUGGAGAGGGUAUAUUAUAUUGAAUACUUUCAAAGAAGAUUCAAUAAAGAAAAUACAAAAUUGUGGAAACGUGAAAAGAUCUGUUUGGUUUAUAUUUUCAGCCUUAGGUUUUCAAUGGCCAAGAAUGGGCCGAAGUUUAUUAAAGUUUCACGUCUUCGAAGAAGCAAUAAGAAAAUGUGAUAAUGUUUUAAAACCGUACGGUAUAAGUGUUAUAGACAUUUUGACAAAAAAGGAAGAAAAAAUAUGCAAAAAUGCGUUAAACGCUUUUCUUGGAAUCAUCGCUAUUCAGAUUGGUUUAGUAGAUCUCUUAACAUCAUUAGGAAUUACUCCCGAUCACAUGAUUGGUCAUUCUGCCGGUGAACUUGUUUGCGCAUAUGCAGAUGAAUGCCUUACCAUUGAACAAACUAUUUUAUCAGCAUACUUUAUCGGUAUAGCAUGUGCCGGAGGAAAAAUAAUUGAUAGCUCGAUGGCGCUUGUCAAUAUCGAUUAUAAGUGUCUUAAAGAUAUAUGUCCAGCGGAUAUCGAAAUAGUAUGCCACAAUAGCAAGAACUGCAGCGUCAUAUGUGGACCACCAGAAUCCGUACAAAAAUUUAUGAAAAAAUUACAGGUUAACAAUAUUUACAUGAAGGAGGUCAAUUGCAACAUACCGUUUCACAGUUCUUACGUCGCAUCCGCGGAAAGUCAGCUUUUGCUUAAUUUGAACAAAAUAAUACCACACCCAAAAAAACGAAGUUCAAAGUGGAUUAGCACUUCUAUACCUUGCACCGAAUGGUUCACUUCAGCAUCAAAGUUAUCGUCGGCGGACUAUCAUACUCGAAGUAUAUUAAACACUGUUCUAUUUCAACAAGCAACAGAUCUAAUUCCAAGUAAUGCUGUGGUCAUCGAAAUCGCACCAGACGAUGUUCUGCAACACGUUUUGAGAGGAUCUCUACAUCCAAACGUGACAAACCUUGUAUUAACUCGACCCACGGAACAAAACGUUGAUAUAAUUUUACAAGGAAUUGGAGAGUUGUAUAAUUGUGGUUUACAGCCGCAAAUUACUAAAUUAUACCCACCAGUGCAAUUUCCAGUUAGCCGAGGAACUCCUAUGAUUUCCCCAUCAAUCAGGUAG
Molecule: messenger RNA, 2559 nt
Organism: Mycetomoellerius zeteki
Lineage: Eukaryota; Metazoa; Arthropoda; Insecta; Hymenoptera; Formicidae
Product: fatty acid synthase
Exons: 9
Coding region: 1-2559 (852 amino acids)
Biological process (GO): fatty acid biosynthetic process
Molecular function (GO): 3-oxoacyl-[acyl-carrier-protein] synthase activity; fatty acid synthase activity
Source: RefSeq, a predicted model, not a curated record